UGGUGGUGGUGGUGGUGGCAAGUGGCUGGUCGGCCACUUGACGUGACAGACGGACGUUGGCAAACGACGGUGUGGCGAUACGUUCCUGGUUUGUUCCAGUUGUGUGCCAGGUGUGUUGAUGUUCUCUCUGGGCGUUCAGAGUCAUGGCAUAACGACACGACGUGUUCGACAGAAUGAGGGCAAAUACGAGAUCGGCUGCCUCCUGCCCGGGAGGCGGCCUUUACGUCGUCGAGGGUGAGGUGUCCCGUCUGAUGACGGCGAUGCGACGAAGCGCCCGAUGGUCGUCACAUUCCUAUCAGGACGACAACCAGGAUAAUCUCAUGAAAGGUUUGAACACCUUGAAAGAAGUGUUGAACGAGCCCAGAGAUCUGUCCCAAUUGGAACCGGCGGUUUUUCUCACCCCCUUUUUGGAGAUUAUAAGAUCGGAGGAAACUACAGGACGUGUGACCAGCCUGGCACUGUCUGCUGUGAACACAAUAAUUUCUUAUGGUCUCAUUGACAUAGAUCAUUCCGAUAUAGCAUCCUGCGUAGAGGCCAUAGCAGUCGCUGUCACGCACGCUAGGUUUAUAGAAACCGACGCUUCGGCAGACGGAGUCGUGCUCAUGGGAAUUCUGGAAGUUUUGAAGACUCUCAUGCUGUCACCUAUUGGCGAUCAUCUAUCUAACGAGAGCGUGUGCGAAAUUAUGCUGAGUUGCUUCAAAAUAUGCUUUGAAACGCGACUGAGCGAAAUACUUCGAAAAGCAGCGGAAUAUUGUUUGAGAGAUAUGGUUCAACACUUGUUCAUCAGGCUGCCGCAUUUUGUCGACGACACCCGAAUGUUGACGAAUAUGAAAAAAAUGAGAACAAACAACGUGGAGAACACUCGUAGCAAAAACAAGAAGCACAAAAGUUACACGAAGCAAAAACCCAAGUCGACUACGGAUGUCGACGAAGAAAAGGAAUCUCAGAUUUUGAGCUCGGUCGACAGAAUCCGAGCGAGUCAUUCAGCUACCACGCCCAUCUCGCAGGCUGGCAAUAUCGUUGAUAUGCAAGAAUCGUUGGAUCACGGAAGCGUUGAUAAGAACGAGAACGAGAAGUUUGAGAGCAAGCUCAACAAGGACGGCGCUAGAGAGGGAAACGAAUGUGGCAAAGCGAUUAACAAUCAGGAAACGAAUGAGAAACAGGAGAACAAUAAAAGUGUAAAUAAUCAGGACGUUAAGAGCGACGUGGAAAAUAAUACUGUAGUUAAUGGAGCGCCCGAAAACGCGGAUAAUAAAAUCGUAUCCGACGAGGAAAGAAUCAAGAAUACGGAGAAGGACGACGCGGUCGAUCAGAAAAAUACAACGGACGACGCGUCCGAAUCUUCCGCCAAGCAAUCCGUAUCGGAAUGUCAAGGUAUUGAUGAGAGAAGCAUCGAUUCGGUCCAAUCUCCAACUGGCAGUGUGGAAGACCUGUCGAUAGAUGAAAGCACGUCCAAGACGUUCAAAGCGAAAGAGCCCGAACAAAUCGAGGAGUACGUCAACAGUCAGGGUGUCCGGUUCAUCCCGUUGCAGCAAUGCGCGCCGUACGGCGCGUUGUGCGUGCGCGAGCUGUUCGGAUUUCUCAUCUCAAUAUGCAAUCCUCUCGACAAACAGAACAACGAGAUCAUGAUACAUCUGGGCCUCAGUUUGCUGGAAGUGGCGUUGGAGAUUGCCGCCGACGCCAUUUCAAAUUUCUCGUCUUUGCUCGCGCUCGUAAAGGACGACUUGUGCAGAAAUCUUAUCUUGCUACUCAGGACAGACAGAUUGUCGAUCCUCGCUGUGAAUCUUCAAGUAUCCUUUUUGCUGUUCGAAUCGCAGAGGGAACAUCUCAAAUUUCAAAUGGAACAUUAUGUAAUUAAAUUAAUGGACAUAAUUAAUUCUGAAUACAACAAAAUAUCGUACGAGCAACGAGAAUUAGCGCUUGAGGCUAUAGUUAGAUUGUGGAGGAUACCCGGUUGGCCCGCUGAGUUAUACUUAAAUUACGAUUGCGGAUUUUAUUCCACAAACCUGUACGAGGAACUUAUGAAGAUGUUCUCCAAGAACGUUUCGAUACUGAUGACCAACGGCAUGCACAGCAUGCAGCUGAUAUCGUUGGAUGCCAUAAUUAUGCUGAUUACCGGCAUGGAGAUUCGCUGCAAAGGUUGCAAAGAGUUGUGCAAACCGUCGCGUCACGAAACCUCGCCGAAUCUUCCCACGCGUGAAGAACUGCUCACCAUAAAAACGAACAAAUGGUGGAUGGUCCUGGGCACGGAGAAGUUCAACGAGAAUCCGCGAGAAGGUAUUGCGAAACUCACGGAGCACGGUCUUCUGGGCGAAACUCCCGGCCAGGCGGAACCGGAAAAAAUCGCGAAGCUUCUCAGAGAGAAUCCCGGUCUGGACAAAAAAGCGAUCGGCGAGUACAUCAGCAAGAAGGAAAACAAGAACAUUCUCAAUCACUUCGUUCACAAUUUCGAUCUGAGAAACAUGCGAAUCGAUCAGGCUUUACGGCUCUAUCUCGAAUCGUUCAGGUUACCGGGCGAGGCGCCGCUUAUAUCCCUCCUGCUCGAAAAGUUCGCCGAGCACUGGCACGAUAGCAACGGUAGACCGUUUGCCUCGGCCGACGCCGCUUUCACAUUAGCUUACGCUGUGAUCAUGUUAAAUGUUGAUCAGCACAACUGUAACGUAAAGAGACAAAAUAAUCCCAUGACUGCUGAAGGUUUCAAGAAGAACCUGAAGAAAGUAAAUGGCGAUGCCGAUUUCGAUCAGGAUAUGCUAGACGAAAUAUACGCGUCGAUUAAAGGAGAAGAAAUCGUAAUGCCGGCCGAGCAAACCGGACUGGUGAAGGACAAUUAUCUGUGGAAAGUUUUGUUGAGGAGAGGCGUCGGUCCCGAAGGCGCGUACUUAAAAGUCGGCAAUUCCGGCGAAUACAUCGACAGAGACUUGGCCGAGCACGCGUGGGGUCCUAUUAUAAGCGCGCUUUGUCGAGCUUUCGAUAAAGCGCCGGACAGAUCGCUGCAGCGCAAAGUUGCUCAAACAUUUCUGAGUUGCGCGGCGAUCAGCGCUCAUCACGGCAUGUGCAGCGACCUGGACACACUGAUAGUCAGCCUCUGCAAAUUCACGGGCUUGAUCAUCGGCGGAAAGCCCGAGCAAAUAGUUUUGCAUCUCGGCGGGAGCGCCAAGUCCCAAUUGGCCGCUCGCACUCUGUUCAAGAUCACGCAUUUGCACGGGGACGCUCUCCGGGCGUCCUGGAAAAACAUCAUCGAUUGUCUGCUGUCGCUCUACGAGGCGAGGCUGUUGCCGAAGAAUCUUACGGAGGCGGAGGAUUUCAUCGAUCCGUCCGGCAAGAUAUCUCUGCUUCGAGAACCAACCACGCCGAAAACUUCACCGAGCGAACAAGGACUGUUGUCCACCUUCUAUUCUUACAUAGCCAUGGAUACGUCGCGUCUGCCGCAUCCCGCUGAGGCAACCGCGCGAAAGAAAGCCAUAGAGUUCAUUGCCAAUUGUUAUUUGAAGGAAAUUAUUGAAGAAAGCAAGUUCUUUCAGAACGAGUCGCUCAAUUCCCUGGUUGGUGCUCUGGUAUCGGUAAAUUCCACCAGCGAGGAUAUAUCUAUAUUUCUGUUAGAAUUGCUGCUAGAAGUAACCAUACAGAAUCGCGACAGAGUGACGUGCAUCUGGCCGGUAGUGCAGGGCCAUUUGGAUCGCCUGUUAACCGUAGCGGCGCGCGAAAAUCAUCCUUAUCUGCUCGAGAGAGUGGCCGUGGGCAUGCUUAGACUGGCGAUCAGACUUUUACGUGGCGAAGAAUUUGCGUGUCUGUCCCCUUUACUACCUCUGACUCAUCUGCCGUCCGCGACGACCGCGCCGUUGGCGCGUCAGAUCGCCUACGGUCUGUUCGAGUUGCUGAAAACGGGGGCCGCGAACAUUCACAGCGCGGAAGAUUGGAAAGUGGUUUUCAGUCUGUUGGAAUGCGCGGGUGCCGGGGCGCUGGCACCUAAACGAUCCAAUACGGUUCUAGACGAAACGGCAAACGCUCGGGCCUCGGUCUUGGAUCCCAGACCUAUCAGUCCCGUGCCGGAAUGGGUGUUGGUGUCACCGACCGGCACCGAGGCGCCGCUUCCUGUCGCCGCAGACACGAUAGUUCUCGCGCGCGAUCUGCAGUCCCACGAUUCGGCGGCGUUCGUCAAGUGUUGCGAGAGCCUGAACUUUCUGGUGCGCGACAUGGCGCACGUGACGCCCUUCAACUUCGAUCUUUGCGUCAACUGCGUGAGAACAUUCGCCGAGGCGGUGCUGCAAUGUACUGGCAAACGAAGUCGAAUGUCCAGCGCCACGGAGGAAGCGCCUGGCUAUCAGCAAAGUCCCAUGCAGCUGCUGGAUCUGAUGUACACGUUGCACACGAGGAUCGCGCAGGUGUUUAGAUGGUGGGCGGAAGAAGGUAGCAUCGAUGAGAGUAUAUCUUUGUGGCCGCAGGCUUGGCGACCUCUGCUCCAGGGUAUCGCGCGUCUCUGCUGCGACUCUCGCAGAUCAGUGCGCACGGAGGCGAUCACAAAUCUUCAGAGCACUCUGCUGGCGCACGAUAUGGCGCAGCUGUCCGCCAUAGAAUGGUCCCAGUGUCUGGAGGAAGUACUGUUCCCGCUGUUGGCGCAACUGCUGGGUCCGAUCGCGUCCAACGAUCCGAUCGGCGUCGAGGAGACGAGAGUCCGGGCCGCUAUGUUGCUCUCCAAAGUGUUUUUGCAUCAUCUAAAUCCACUGUUAACGCUAUCCGGCUUUCUGCCGCUGUGGUUGACCGUGCUGGAACUCCUUCGCGCGUAUAUGCACGCCGACAACAGCGAGCUUCUGUUCGAGGCAAUUCCCGAAUCGCUGAAAAACAUGCUGCUCGUAAUGUCGUCGGCUAACGUUCUGGCGCCAAGUUCAAAUCUCUGGGCGCCCACGUGGAGAGCGAUCGACGCGUUUCUGCCGAAUCUCAGAACGGAACUCUUCCCAGAUCCACCUCCUGUCGCGGUUUUACCGUCACCGCCGCAACAUUCGCCGCAGCCAUCGCAUUAUCAACCGCAGUCACCGCAACAGUCGUCGCAAACGCAAGUAAUCAGCUUGGUCGGUCAGCAGCAGCCGGCGACCUUUCUAGGACCUAUAGCGCCGCAACCGGAAAACACUGCUCCUUCGAUCGACGUCGAACGUAAUUUCCCUAACGAGAAUAACGUAGACUCGCGGACUAUUACGGCGGCGAUGCCUGUGGACAUCGUGAACGCUGCGCAACCUAAUGUUCCGAUUCCGGUUUCGUUGUCGUCGUUGAUGUUCAGCACCGAGACAAAAGAACAACAGGUUAUCACCUUGGUCAGGCAACCGCCGCCGAGUGUGUCGAGUCCGGUCGCGGUGCAGCCUGUUGCUCAGAGCAUCUUCGAUUUUCGUCAAUCGACCAGCCAACCGGCAACUUUGAUGGACAAAGCAACUGGCGAACAACAACUGCAACCGCAGUUACAGCGAAUGUCAUCGAGCGAGGAAGAGUUAACCAAGUUGAUCAAAAACCCGACGACGCCAAAUGUCAAUCUGAUGACCGACGAGAAUCACAAGCUGAUCCUCGCGAUGAGACAAUACGAGGAGUGGAAACAACAACAGCACCAGCAGCAGCAGCAACUGUUGAUGCAACAGCAGUGUACGCAGCAAUCGUACGGACAGGUGCAACAGUAUCAACACCCAGUGACGGAGAGUUCGCCGUACGCGUCUCCACCCGAGACGAUGACCGUAGAUUCUACGGCGGCGGCGACGUUUAACUCCGCGACGUAUUUUAACGAGGAUCCGGCUGCGGAUCUUCUCUUCGUCGUCACUAAUCCUUGACCACUGUACAUUUUCUAUGUAAAUUGUAUUGUAUAAAAAUUUAUCUUUCUACGAUGUGUGUGAGAAUCGUGAGAUUUGUAGAACGCGAUGGAGUAUAAUAUAAUAUAUAACUAUGUUAUAGGAACGUUUCAAAAUAGAGCAACAACCCGAAGGAAGGAUACUACUUUUACGUAGCGAAUAUUUUUUUUUUAUUUUUUUUUAUUUUUUUUUUUCGUAUCUUUGGUUUGUAUAUUUGGCACUCUUUCAUUUUAUAUAUAAAUAAUGUUGUACAUGAUAUUACACGCGUUGUUGUUAAGAUUGUCGUGCGGCGUCUUAACAAGUCUCUUGUCGCAUAAAUCUUAGCAAUAACGAAUUGACGAACACGAUACGAAUAUUCUCUCAACACACUCGUUUAACCCUCCGUCUGCACGAUGGGGAUUUCCAGUGAAAAUUUCCAGUAAAAAUUUCCAGAUUCUGGAAGAAGCUUUUUUCCCAUAAGUUUUUCGUAGUUUACAAAUUUCUUCGUUCAAAUUUUUAUUGCAAAAGAGUUUUUAAUAUUUCGCUCGAGUAUCUCGCUUCUACAUCAAAGCAGAGACCCCUAACAAAGUGUCUCAGAAUUUUCUAAGAUUUUUUUAAAACCUACAACGGUAAGAAAAAAUAGAUCUAGGUCUCUCAGACCCGGUUUAUGCGGACGGCGUUGGUAAACAAAAAAAAAAAA
Messenger RNA from Pseudomyrmex gracilis, 6504 nucleotides. It is a transcript of the gene garz, whose product is annotated as Golgi-specific brefeldin A-resistance guanine nucleotide exchange factor 1. NCBI's taxonomy places the organism in Eukaryota, Metazoa, Arthropoda, Insecta, Hymenoptera, Formicidae. The record is from RefSeq and is a predicted model, not a curated record. The coding region runs from base 174 to 5807 and encodes 1877 amino acids. Gene Ontology annotation, molecular function: guanyl-nucleotide exchange factor activity. The transcript has 15 exons. Gene Ontology annotation, biological process: regulation of ARF protein signal transduction.